ACAGACGAAGAAAAAAAACCAAAGGCGAAACCUUUAUCACGCCAGCAAAUUGGGUCGGCAAGCAAGAAAGUCCGACGAGCUUCUUUCUCUGGUCGCCGAUGGUUGGCCUCCGCAGGCAUCAGAUGUGCAAGACCAAGAGCGCCACGGCCACCGCCGCCACGCCCUCCAUGGCCCGCUCCUCCGCCACCACCCCGACCACGGCAACCGCCCACGGCCGCCGCUCGCCCCGUGCGAACACCAACGGCACCCACCCGACCUCCUACUCCACCUCCUCGGCCGCGCUCUCCACCUCCUCCUCCUCCGCGGCCUCCUCCCUGCAGGCGCUCAAGGACUCGCUCCCGGACCUGCCGCUCCUCCUCACCUUCGCCGAGCUCGCCGCCGCCACCAAGAACUUCUCCCCCGCGCACCGCCUGGCCCCCGGGUCGUCCAACUCGUUCCGGUGCGCGCUCCGGGGCCACCCGGCUGCCGUCUUCCGCCGCGCGCUGCGGCGGGACCCGGCCGAGGUGUCGGCGCGGCUCGCGGUCCUCGGCCACUGCCACCACGCCGCCAUCGCGCGGCUCUACGGCGCCGCGGCGUCCCCCGACGGCGCCCUCUUCCUCGCGUACGAGCUCGUCCCGGGCGCGGCGCCGCUCUCCGCGCUCCUCCGCGGCGCCAACAACCCGUCCUUCACGCCGCUCGCCUCCUGGCACUCGCGGCUCCGGCUCGCCGCCGACGCCUGCGACGCGCUCAGCUACGUGCACCUGCAGGCCGGGACCGUCCACAACCGCCUCUCCUCCUCCUCCGUCCUCGUGUGCGGACAGGGCCCGCUGCUCCGUGCCAAGCUCGCGCACUUCGGGUCCGCGGACCUCGCCGGGGAGCUCCCGGACGACGAAUCCGGCGACAAGGAGGCCAGGCAGCGGCGCACGGGGAGCCGCGGGAGGCGGAUCGAGGGCACGCGCGGGUACAUGGCGCCGGAGCUGACCGCGGGCGGGUCGCCGACGCGGCGGUCGGACGUGUUCGCGCUGGGCGUGCUGCUGCUGGAGCUGGUGUCCGGGCAGGAGCCGGUGCGGUACGAGUUCAACAAGGCGACCGGGGACUACGAGCGCACGUCGCUGAUCGAGAGCGCCUCCGCCGCGUCGGCGUCCGGCGGCGGGGAGGGGAUGCGGCAGUGGGUGGACCGGCGGCUCAAGGACUCGUUCCCCGUCGAUGCCGCGGAGGCGCUCACCACUCUGGCGCUGCAGUGCGUGUCCAAGGAGCCCGCGGCGCGGCCGGAGAUGUCGUGGGUGGCCGCCAAGGUGUCCAAGCUGUUCCUGGAGGCGCAGGACUGGGCCGACAAGUUCCGCAUCCCCACCGACAUCUCCAUCUCCAUGGCUCCCAGGUGAGCUCAGAUCCUAACUGCCGCCGAGCGCCAUGGCCGAUCAAUUGCUCGCCGGAGCUGUGAUUCGGCUCCAAGUUGUGGCUGCUGCCAGAGAAUUGUUGAGUGGAUGCCAUGGAAUUGUUGAUAGAUUAGUUGAUUGAUGUUGGAUGUUGCCGUGGCGAUCACAUGCGUGUGAUGCUAACAACAGAUGAGGGCUACCGCUGCUAAUGUGGACGUGUGCAGAUAAAUCACCAUUGGCGUCUUUGUCCUCUUGUUCUUGGUUCUUACUGCUGAUGUGCACAUGAGUGGUUUGUGAUUUAGUUUACACAGAUCCAGCUUUGUCAUUGUUAACAAAAGAAGGUUGAUGCAACACUCCUACUCCUACAUCUGAAAAGAUUCAGCUUUGUAGACAAAAGCAUGUGAGUGGAAAUGUCAUGCAGAGUCCAUUCCACACUGAAACAGGGCAAGGGGCGCUGGCCUCAUUUGGUCCAGAGGAUUUUUGGCAACUGUAACCCCUACACAAUUUCCUGAAUUUCAUAGGGAAAUUACGGAUCUACGCUAUGUUUCAUAGGAAAAUUUCCAUCCACUCCAACCUCUCGAAGAAAUUUGCAGAGUGUUUUUAACCUGCUGGAUCCGAGUUGACUUUUAAACUUAAUGUUUCUCCAAUUUCCACGUUUUAUGGAGUCUUGUUAAACAAAGACUUGAUGAGAGUCCCUCGAGUAAUAGUUCGUAUUACUCAUGUUAGUCGCA
Messenger RNA from Triticum aestivum (bread wheat), 2086 nucleotides. RefSeq names its product lysM domain receptor-like kinase 3. The transcript is spliced from 2 exons. Gene Ontology annotation, molecular function: protein kinase activity; ATP binding. The coding region runs from base 99 to 1361 and encodes 420 amino acids. The record is from RefSeq and is a predicted model, not a curated record. Gene Ontology annotation, biological process: protein phosphorylation. NCBI's taxonomy places the organism in Eukaryota, Viridiplantae, Streptophyta, Magnoliopsida, Poales, Poaceae.